ACUAAUUCUAUCGAAGGUCAUGGUUCCUGUUUUGUACCAAGACAUCAUGACACAGACUUGAGAGCUUCAGAACUGAGACACAGAGAUCAUGCCAUAAAACUUAGAAAUAACUUUCAUUUUGUUCAUCCUAAGAACUUCAUCUCAAAGCUUCACAGGCGGUUCCUUGGUCCUUAUAACAGCAAGACUAAUCUUAUGUGCCAUUUUAGCUGUGAGACCUCCCAAAGUUAGUGCUAUUCAUUGUGAUAUUUAUUGUGCAACCAUGCAAUUGGACACAGGGGGAUUUUAAAUAUUAAUCAAUUAAUCAGGGUUUAUUUAUUUUUUUAGAUUUUCUUUUCUUCAAUAAUUGAGAGGACAUUAAAAAUAAUUUAUUUAAUUUGAUUUAAUUUUAAUGUAUUAGUUUAUUUAAUUUUAUUUCUGUAGAGGGUCAGUCCAAAAGAAACAAAAAAUAAUGUUGCAAUACAACAAAAAGAGAAAUAAUCACUAGGGGUAAAUACUUUUUGGCGGCACUGUAUGUUUUUGAGUAUUACCUCUCAUUUUUGCUUCAGGCUUGUUUUGUGGAGUGGUCUGGAUGCUGGCGCCGUGGUUCUGUUUGACUCUGGUCAGGGCGUUCCUAUCCCAUUUGAGGGAGUCAUCAGUGAGGGCCCAGCAGUCAGAAUCCAGUUCAUAACAGACAAGCCAAAUGACCAGAAUACUGGUUUCAAUAUCCGUUAUGAGGCAUUUGAGAAGGGUCAUUGCUAUGAGCCAUACAUCCAAAACGGAAACUUCAGCACCACAGACGUAACCUAUGGUGUGGGAGCCAUAGUACAGUUCUCCUGUGAACCUGGCCAUUCUCUGGAGCAAGGCCCUCCUGUCAUUGAGUGCAUCAACACACGAGACCCCUACUGGAAUGACACAGAGCCUCUGUGUAAAGCUUUAUGUGGGGGAGACCUGUCUGGACCCAGUGGCUUGAUUUUAUCCCCGAACUGGCCUGACUGGUAUGGUGAAGGUGAGGACUGCAGCUGGAGAAUUCAUGUCGGUGAGGAAAAGCGUAUCCUGCUGGAUGUGCAGCUUCUGAACCUUAGUGACAGUGAUAUGCUGACCAUUCUGGAUGGUGAUGAGGUCACCACACGCAUCUUGGGCCAAUAUGUGGGAGGAAACAGUCCAUUCAAGCUUACCUCCUCUACUCCUGAUCUUACCAUCACCUUCCAUUCUGACCCAGCUGGCCUGUUCUUUGGCAAGGGAGAGGGUUUCAUCAUUAACUAUGUGGGAUUCUCCACACCUUCAAAUACACCAUCUCCACAUUAUGAUUGAACUUCUGCCUGCGUGCAGACGUACUCCACCUACACUCUGAGGCCUGCCGCACUAACCAAAACAUGUAUUGUUAUCCCCCUGCGCAUUGCUUAUCUGUGUGUGUUGUGUCUUAGGUGAACGUCAGUUCUUACAGUCCCACCAGCCCAAUGAAUUCUCAAUAAAAUUACAUACUACUCAUACUUGGUCUCCCUCAUGUUUAUUUCGUGUCUAUUUUAUUUCCAACAUUCCUCCUUCUGAGGCUAUAAAGCCUCACAAACUGCGUAUCUGUGGGGAAAUUGAUUCUGCCCUUGGCCGAUUCUAUGCUUCUCAAUUACUACGCGUAUAUAUUGUUUUGAACCCUGACUACUUUGAUUACACGUUGAUUAACUUUGUACCCCCUAAAUAGUGAUUAUUACUACUACUGUCGUUAGUAUGAGUGGCUAAUAUGAGUAAAUACUUGAUUGGAUCUACACGUCCCUAUUUUUCUCAACUGGGUCUAUCAGCCAUCAGUUUUGUAUUUGUCGGGACCGCGCAGUGUGUUGCUUCUCCCCAAUAAUCAAAUCUCACAUGCAGGGGUGGGUGAAAAAACCUCUAAGGAGGAAAAAUUCCCACCCUGCCAGCACCAUGUGCUCGACAGCACCGUUAUACUUUUCUCGUGCCUGAUUGCGUCACACUUCAUUGCACAACACAUGUCACAUUACAAACAUUUUGUAACAACCUAAAUAGUCAGUCUCUGUCUCCAGUUUUAAGUCCAUCUUUCUCCCCUCUCUGUAUGCUGGUUGUCUUCAGCCCAGGAACUUUACGUACCAUAGAGGGCGACCCUUGGGGAGAGGUUAGGCUAGCACUUACACCCAGGACAUGGCUCAUCACGUCGUCUUCUCAUCCUCGGCUGCUGUCUCUGCGGGUCCUGUUUUUCUCGGAUAGGCCCCAGGUGGCCACUACCUUGUACAAAUAGGACCUUCAUGUGUCCCCAGCCUCA
Molecule: messenger RNA, 2248 nt
Organism: Ictalurus furcatus (blue catfish)
Lineage: Eukaryota; Metazoa; Chordata; Actinopteri; Siluriformes; Ictaluridae
Product: seizure 6-like protein
Exons: 6
Coding region: 511-1290 (259 amino acids)
Biological process (GO): synapse maturation
Cellular component (GO): endoplasmic reticulum; neuronal cell body
Source: RefSeq, a predicted model, not a curated record